This is a messenger RNA of Boeremia exigua, 2464 nucleotides long. RefSeq names its product cytochrome P450 reductase 2. Lineage: Eukaryota; Fungi; Ascomycota; Dothideomycetes; Pleosporales; Didymellaceae. Gene Ontology annotation, cellular component: cytosol. The coding region runs from base 168 to 2309 and encodes 713 amino acids. The transcript has a single exon. The record is from RefSeq and is a predicted model, not a curated record. Gene Ontology annotation, molecular function: NADPH-hemoprotein reductase activity; FMN binding; flavin adenine dinucleotide binding.
CAUGAACAAGAUGUGGGAAGGUCUUUGAUGCGAUGGCUCGUACGUCAGAGUUGGUAUUUCUCCCCAUCUAGAAUUGUGUCAGGAUUGUAGCCUUCAGAACUGUGGAAGUACAGGUUCAAGUACGAGCUCUACGACGCGAAUCCUACUACACAUUUGUAUUGUCCACGAUGGAAUCGCUCAGGUUUCCAGUUGACUUGUCGGAUUUGCAGAUGAAGUUAAACCCACUCUUUCGAACGAUCCUUGCAUCGCCAGCAGUACAAAGUGCCAAACCAUCGAGCACUGCUGACGAGGUCGCCAUCUUCCUCUUCCUUCUUUCAGCUCUUGGCUACCUCACGCAUGGCCGAAUUUGGGAUAAGCCGGAUCCUCAUCAUGGCAUAUGGUUCGAAAGGCCACAACUUUCCAACGGUUCUUCAGAAGGCAAAGUGACUGCCACUCGAGAUGUCGUCCAGAAGCUUGUAGAGGGUGACUACCACUGUGUUAUAUUUUGGGGCUCUCAAUCUGGUACCUCGGAACGGUUUGCAGAAACACUUGGGCGCGAGUGCCUCUCCCACUUCGGUAUCAAUGCUCUUGUAGCGGACAUCUCAGACUACGAUGCCGAUACUAUUUCUAAGAUACAAGCAACACACUUCGCCAUUUUCAUAAUCAGUACAUACGGCGAGGGCGAUCCCAGCGACAACGCAGCCGGACUGUGGGAUUGGAUUAAACAAUUGAAGGACGAGAAGUCGAGGCUGGAGGACCUUCGUUACUUCGCGUUCGGCCUCGGAAACAGUAACUACAAGUACUACAAUCGUGUACUGGACGUUGUGGCCGAUGCUCUCGAUGAUGCUGGUGCCAACCCUCUCAUACCUCGGCACAAGGCAGAUGAUGCCAACGGCGGCACAGAAGAAGACUUCCAAGCAUGGAAAGAUGAUGUCUUUACUCUUUUCCGCCAGCUUGGCUUUGAACAGAAGAUCGUGGAGUAUAAACCGACGAUCGAGCUCACAUUUAGUGGUGAGAACAAGAAUGGGGAAGACUCCAGUCCGGCGGCAUCAUUGAUCCAUCAGCAAACCUCGACACAAUCCGCCAUCGUACCGUUGACCAUCAGAAGUGCUCAUCAGUUGUUCGCUGCUGGAGAUCGGAAUUGCCUCCACAUGGAGCUUGAUCUUGGGAACAACGACGUCGUAUACAAGACUGGGGACCACAUUGGCAUCUGGCCAUGUAACCCAGAUGAAGAAGUCGAGAGGCUUUUACACGCUCUCGGAGCGCAAGCAAGAAGACAUGACGUCUUCAGUACUACGAGCGACAACGAUUCAGUCAAACCAAAGAUCCCAUCGCCAACGACACUUGAAGCUGCUUUCCGACACCACCUCGAGAUCUGCGCUCCAGUCGCACGUAAGACUGUGCAGGAUAUUGCACAAUAUGCACCAACACCUGAAGCGAAGGCAAUGCUUCUAGAGAUUGGGCGCAAUCGUGAGCAGUAUGAGCAGCUUACUUCGACCACACAUAUAACACUUGCUCGCCUUUUGCAACUGGCCAGUCCUAAUGAGCCGUGGAUAUCACUACCUCUGGCGUUCGUCAUCGAGAACCUGCUAUCACUACAACCGCGUUACUAUUCCAUCUCAUCUAGCUCUGUUAUCGCUCCUCGUCGCAUCGCAGUCACUGCCCUAGUAGUCAACAAGACUAUUGGCGAAGACUCGAAAUCAUCAACGAUCCACGGUCUGACCUCGAAUUACCUCAUGUCUGCGUCUGACCUUGCGUCUAAUACCACUGUACCCACACCGUCGUAUCAGCGGCUGAGUGGGGCCCAGGAACUGCAAGGAGCCAAAAUUUUGGCCCAUGUGCGCAAAUCAAAGUUCAAGCUGCCGAUCACAUCUUCAACGCCAUUAGUUCUUGUCAGCGCAGGUACUGGCUUUGCACCCUUCCGUGCUUUCCUGCAAGAGCGCGCGAAGCUCCAUGCGAUUGGCAAACCUGUUGGCAAGAUCCUGCUCUUCUUCGGUUGCCGUAACAAAGACGACUUCAUCUAUCAAGAAGAACUGCGUAAAAUCCAGAAUGAGUUGGGAGAUAAAUUCCGGAUUAUCACUGCAUUCUCGAGAGACGGACCGAAGAUCUAUGUGCAGGAUCGUGUUGGUGAGCACGCUGCUGAAAUCAUUGAGCUUUUAGAAGCUGGUGCCAAUAUGUACAUCUGCGGCAAAGCAAGCAUGGCGCGCGAGGUUGACAUGAAGUUAGAGGAUGCAGUAGGUAAUGCAAAAUGCCUUAGUGAGGCGGAGGUCAAGACAUGGGCAGAUGGUCUGAAGAAGAGAGGAAAGUGGAAGUCUGACGUUUGGGGUUGAUUGCUCCUCAUCCUAGAAUAAUUAGGUUCAAAGUAAUUCUUUCCCUGCUUAGUACCAUACCGCUCACACAUGCAAAGGCUCGCGACCAGAUUCAUGCUCGUAGAAUGACACAGAUUGGCAGAAGACAAAUUAAGAGGCAAUAAUGGAGUUGUGGU